Molecule: messenger RNA, 2632 nt
Organism: Dinoponera quadriceps
Lineage: Eukaryota; Metazoa; Arthropoda; Insecta; Hymenoptera; Formicidae
Gene: Top3beta
Product: DNA topoisomerase 3-beta-1
Exons: 14
Coding region: 59-2614 (851 amino acids)
Biological process (GO): DNA topological change
Cellular component (GO): nucleus
Molecular function (GO): DNA binding; DNA topoisomerase type I (single strand cut, ATP-independent) activity
Source: RefSeq, a predicted model, not a curated record
GUCGCGUAAAAUAGUAUCAACUUGGAAUGAUAACAUAUGAAAAAAAUAUUGCAUCAAAAUGAAGGUUGCUUUAAUGGUUGCAGAAAAACCCUCUUUAGCAGCAUCCCUUGCCAAUAUAUUGAGCAAUGGACGGUGUGUGACCAGAAAAGGAUUAAAUGGUACCUGUCCCGUCCACGAAUGGGUAGAUCAAUUCAUGUAUGAGACGGUAAAUUUUAAAAUGACAUCUGUAUGUGGACAUGUCAUGACAUUGGAUUUUAUUGGGAAAUACAACAAUUGGGACAAAGUGGAUCCAGCAGAAUUAUUCUCAUGCCCGACUGAGAAAAAAGAAGCUCUACCUAAAUUGAAAAUACCAUAUAUUUUGGCCAAGGAAGGAUCACAUUGCGAUUAUUUAAUAUUAUGGUUAGAUUGCGACAAAGAAGGUGAAAAUAUUUGCUUUGAAGUUAUAAAUGCGGUACAGCAAGGAAUGCACAGGAAGUUACACCCAAAUGAUAUUUGGCGAGCACGAUUCUCUGCAAUUACAGAGAAGGACAUAAAAUCUGCUUUACAAAAUCUAAUAAAGCCUAAUGAAAAUGAAGCGAAAAGUGUUGAUGCGCGUCAAGAGCUAGAUUUGCGAAUAGGCUGUGCAUUUACACGUUAUCAAACUAAAUUUUUUCAAGGCAAAUAUGGAGAUCUAGAUGUAUCUUUAAUUUCUUAUGGUCCGUGUCAAACCCCAACGUUAGGAUUUUGUGUACAGAGGCAUGAUGAGAUCCAAACUUUUAAGCCAGAUCCAUAUUGGGUGUUGCAGGUAACCAUCAAGUGUACUGAUGGACAAGACAUUGUAUUAAACUGGAGCCAUGUACGUUCUUUCGACAAAGAAGUUGCAAACAUGUUCUUAAGCCAUGUUAAAGAAUACAAUUAUGCAACCGUAAUGAGUGUACAAAGUACAGAAAAAUCAAAAUCACGACCCAUAGCCUUAAAUACCGUGGAAUUGAUGCGAGUCGCGAGUUCCGGCUUGGGAAUGGGCCCACAGCACGCCAUGCAAAUUGCGGAAAGACUUUAUACUCAAGGAUACAUAAGUUAUCCUCGAACUGAAACGACAUCAUACCCCGAAAAUUUCGAUCUGCAUUCGACGCUGAAACAACAGCAGAAUAAUCCCGAUUGGGGUGAGGAGGUCCGGAAGAUACUAGCGGCGGGCAUCAACAGACCGAAGAAAGGUCACGACGCGGGUGACCACCCUCCUAUAACACCUAUGAAACACGCAACCAGAAACGAGCUCGACGGCGACUCGUGGAGAUUGUAUGAUUAUAUAACGCGCCAUUUCAUCGCUACGUUAGCACGAGAUUGCAAGUACUUGAGUACUACGGUGAAAUUCGAGGUGGGAAUGGAAAUAUUUACAGCGACCGGUCACAGUUUGCUAGAUCCCGGCUAUACGAGUAUUCUUACUUGGCAAGCACUUGGCAGUAGCGACACUCUGCCGAAAUUUACGCCCGAGGAGAAAAUGAAUAUACAAGAGGCGAAAUUGCUCGAAUGUUACACGCAACCGCCCGAUUAUCUAACAGAGGCGGAAUUGAUAACUCUCAUGGAGAAACACGGCAUCGGGACAGACGCCUCGAUUCCUGUGCAUAUAAACAAUAUCUGCAUCAGAAACUAUGUUAAUGUUACAGCAGGCAGAAGAUUAGUACCCACUUCUCUCGGCAUCGUCUUGGUUCACGGAUAUCAGAAGAUAGAUCCUGAAUUGGUUUUGCCCACAAUGAGGUCUGCAGUGGAAGAGCAAUUAAAUCUAAUAGCACUGGGCGGUGCCGAUUUUCACGCUGUCUUGCAGCACACUGUCGAAAUUUUCAAGCAAAAGUUUCUUUAUUUUGUGCAAAAUAUCGAGGCUAUGGAUCAGUUGUUCGAAGUCUCGUUCUCACCGCUGUCGGCGUCCGGUAAAGCACAUUCUAGAUGCGGUAAAUGUCGUCGGUACAUGAAAUAUAUACAAACUAAGCCAUCCAGGAUGCACUGCGCGCACUGUAACGAAACUUACAAUUUACCGCAAAACGGUAAUAUACGAAUAUAUAAAGAAUUGAAGUGUCCACUGGACGACUUCGAAUUGCUUUCGUGGUCGACCGGAACGCGAGGGAAAAGUUACACAUUUUGUCCAUAUUGUUACAACAAUCCACCAUUUAGAGACAUGAAAAAAGGAAUGAGCGGCUGCAAUUCGUGUACGCAUCCGACGUGCCCGCACGGCAUGAAUUCGAACGGCUUGUCCAGCUGUCUGGAAUGCGAUCUGGGUAUCCUUGUACUUGAUCCUUCGGCUGCGCCCAAAUGGAAAUUAGGGUGCAAUCGUUGCGAUGUUAUCAUCCAUUUGUUCGAGAACGCACACAAAGUGACGGUUGACACGGACAUAUGUGACUGCGGCGCGCAAUUGGUAACCGUCGAAUACAAGCAGGAGAAAAGUAAGCUCCCAAACGAGGCAACGGAGAUGUCCGGCUGUGUAUUCUGUACUCCGGCUUUCGCCCCGUUAGUAGAAAAGCACCGUGCGGUGGCUUCGAAACCGGUCGUUACGCGCGGCCGGGGCCACACUAAGAGCCGCAAUCGAGGAAAACCGAAACCUCCCAAGGACAAAAUGGCACAACUGGCGGCAUACUUUGUCUAAUCAUCAAAGGCGACUCGC